Messenger RNA from Plasmodium gallinaceum, 3261 nucleotides. Its product is annotated as conserved Plasmodium protein, unknown function. The transcript has a single exon. The coding region runs from base 1 to 3261 and encodes 1086 amino acids. NCBI's taxonomy places the organism in Eukaryota, Apicomplexa, Aconoidasida, Haemosporida, Plasmodiidae. The record is from RefSeq and is a predicted model, not a curated record.
AUGUUUGUUUUUAUUUUAAAGAAUACUAAAUUACCAUAUGUAAGUAACGUUUUAUCUCAAAUAAAAUAUUUUCAUUUAAAAUCAAAUUUUAUAAGUGUAAAUUUUAAUCAUGGAUAUAAUAAAAAAGAAAAUAGAUUAAAUAAAAAAAGAAAAAUACAUUUACUUUUUGAUGAAAGUCUUAAUAUUCAAGAUAAGUUAAUAUUAUUUAAAAACUUACCAAAAUGUAAAGGUGAAAAUUUUGAAGAAAUAUGUGCUAAAAAGGUGUAUAAAUAUUUGUUGAGUGAAUAUAAGAAAUGCUUUAAUUUUAUGAGUUUUUGUGAGAUUAUAGAAACUAUAAAAAUAUUUAUUGAAAUUGACAAAAAAUUUAAUUAUGAUUUUUAUAUAUCAAUGAAAAAUGUAGAUAAAAAAGUAAUGAAUAAAUUAAAUGAAUUGGAUUUUAGAGAAAAGGAUGUAUCUUUCCAUAAAAGAGAAAUAAUAGGAAAAAUUUGCAAUAGAAUGAUAAAAUAUGUGCAUGAAAUAAGCGGAAAUGAAUUAAUUCAUUUCAUUAUUUAUUUUUAUAGAUGGAAUAAAAAUGAUAAGAAUUUGGUUCUUUUUUAUAAUUUUUAUUUCAAUCAUGUUUUUAAUAAUUUAUUUCUUUUUAAUCAUGAAAUUUACAAGAUACUUUUUAUAUUGAACACAUACCUUAUUAAUAGUAAUUCAAACGAUAUUUUUAAUAAAUGUUCAAAUGGAAAAAGUAAGUUAAAAUUUUGUUAUUUCAAAGAAUUUAAAAAUAAAGAAAAUUAUUAUAUUAAAAUCAAGGAAGAGGAAAUUUAUAAGAAAUAUUUACAUAAAUUUUAUGAAGACAUAGAUAAGAUUGAGAACGAAAAGGUAUUAAACAUUUUAAAAUUAUAUGUUGAUAAUUCAUUUUUUAAUAUAAAUAUAGACCUUAAAAUUUUUGAUAAUCUUCACAAAAAUUUAAGUAGCAAAAAUUUAGAUUAUCUUAUAAAAUUAUUAAAAAUAUGUUGCAUUAUGAUUAAGAAGCAUAAUUAUGAAAAUGGCAUAAUAAAUUCCACUGUAAAACAAAUAAUUUUAUCUAUAUAUCAGUUUUUAAGAGAAAAUAAAUUAAAAAAAAAAGUACUUUGUGAUAUAAAAUAUAGCAUAUUAUUAAAUUCAGUAAAUAAUAAAAAAAUUUUAAAGAAAAUUAUUGAUCACAAUUUUGUUUUAUUUUAUGAGUAUUUAUUAAAAAUUUUAUCGAAUAUUAAAUUUGUAAGUGUUCAUUCUUUAUCUAUAUCUCUCAUAUCUUUAAAAAAUAUAUAUUUUACCUUGUUAAAAAAUAAAUAUUCUAUUGAUAAUAUGUUAUUUUAUUCUACUAUGAAGUAUAGUUUAUACUUGUCUAAUAUUUUUUUAGAAAAAUGUAUUGAAAUGGAAAAUAAAAAUGCAAUGUAUGUUUUGUCAAAUAAUAAUAUAGGGAGCGAUACAACUUUGGAAAAUAUGAAAGAAAUAAAAAUAAUAAAGAAAAAUGAAUAUUUUUUUUAUAAAAUAGAAAAUUACAUUGAUUUCAAUUUUAAGUUAAAGGAGAAUGAUUUGUUGUUUAUUAAAAUAUUAUCUAAUUCUUUUGUAAAAAUUAAUCAUGUUUAUAAUUCUUAUGAUUUUUAUUUAUUGUUCAACAAUAUUUCAUGUAUUUUGUAUUAUUUUUUGGUAAAUAGAAAUACGAUAACAAAAUUUAAUGAUACUUACAUAUAUAUUUUAAAUGAUCUUUCUUAUAUCUAUAAAAAUAUAAGAAGUCAGUGUAGAAAUGAUAAAUUUAUAUCAUCUUAUAUUAAGGAAUUGAUAUGUAAUAAUAUUUUAAAAGUUAGUAAUCUUUACAUUAAAAAUCUUUAUAAAGAAAAUAAUUUUUUAAAAGAUCAAUAUAUAUGUUCAUUAAUUUUUUUGAACAAUUUAUUUUUUGACAAAAUUGCUCUUUUUGAUUCUAUAUACAACAUAUGGUGUCAUGUUUAUAAAGCAUAUAACUAUUUUAAAACUAAUAGAUUAAUUAAUGAAGAUAUAAUUUCUUUACUUCUUUUAACUUGCUCAAAAUUUCAAUUUUUUAUUGAAAAUAAUACAAAUAAUAGAUAUUGUAGAAAAGAGUUGGUAACUUUAAAAUAUAAUAUUAUUGAUGAUUUAACCAAAAAUUAUUUAAAUACAUACGAAUAUAUAUCAUUAGAUAAUUUUUCGAAGAUUUUUAUAUCAUUAUCUAAUUCCAAAUACAUGUAUGAAGUUAAUGAAAAUUUAUUAAUAAAGAGUUUACACAAUGAAAUUAUAAAAAUUAAAAAAUUAAAAAAGGGAAGCUGUGUAUAUAAUAACAUAACAUAUGACAAUAAUACAAAUAAAAAAUUAGAAGAUAUUUUUAUUAAAAAUAUAAAGCAUGAGCUAUUUUUAAAUUUUACUAAAAUCAUUGAAUGCUUAAUAAAGUUAAAUAUAUUUUUACAUUUAAAAAAAAAGGAUACAUACUUAAACAUGUACAAGAAGACAUUUUGUUACAUACACUUAAAAGAAAAUAUACUAAAAAAAUUAUUGUAUAUAGCUAAUAACUUGUACAUAUAUCAAAUAUAUUCUUAUACAUGCGAAAUAUUAAAGAAAUCAAUAGGAAAAAAUUUUUCAUAUAAUUUUAAGAACAAUGUAGAAAACAAAAUAUUUGAGGAUGUUAUUAGGUAUAUAUCAGAGGAUGAUUAUAUUGAAAUUUCAAACACAAUUUUUAUAUUAUUUUAUGAUUACUUGGAAAAUUUAUAUGAUGUUAAAUAUAAAAAUGGUUUAAUUUUCCCUUUGAAAGAUAAUGCACAUUUCGUUAAAAUAAAACGUGAUAAUAAAAGAAUCAGUGUAUUAAAUAAUAAUCAAAUCAUUAAAAGUGAUAAUUCUGAAAUAUGUAUCUAUGAUAAUGGAAAUAAUAUAUAUACUAAAAACGAAGAAAUUAUAAAUAAUUAUAAUGAAAUAGAUAUAAGUAGCAAUUACAGUGAAAACAGUGUAGAUAACAUUCUGAAAAAGGGAGGAAACAUAAUUUAUGAUAUAAUUAAUUUAUUAGGGUUUUUAAAGAUAGAUAAAAACAAAUUAAUACUUUUUCAAGUUUAUAUGUAUCUAUAUGACAUAAAAAAAUUUAAAAAGACUAAUUCGUGUUCUAUGUUUCAUAUGGAAGUUUUUAGCAUUUUAAAAGACAUGAGUUCAACACAUCUGCGGAAUUUCAAAAUAAAAAAUGAGGAACCUUCUUUUUUGUAUACAAUAGAUAUAGUACUAUUUAAAAUAAAAUGA